Parasteatoda tepidariorum (common house spider) is the source of this 1245-nucleotide messenger RNA. RefSeq names its product VIP36-like protein. The record is from RefSeq and is a predicted model, not a curated record. Gene Ontology annotation, cellular component: endoplasmic reticulum-Golgi intermediate compartment; Golgi membrane; COPII-coated ER to Golgi transport vesicle. Lineage: Eukaryota; Metazoa; Arthropoda; Arachnida; Araneae; Theridiidae. Gene Ontology annotation, molecular function: D-mannose binding. Gene Ontology annotation, biological process: endoplasmic reticulum to Golgi vesicle-mediated transport.
GCGUGCUCAUCUCCCUUAGAAGCCACUUGCUUGUAAUUCAUGCCAAAUCACCGGUACACGUUUCAUAUUUUCUCUCGCUCUUUGGAUAAGUGAUUUAAAGAAAAAAGAAAAUGUGGUUCUCCCCUAAGAUAAUCACUAUUUUAUCAGUGACUAUAACUUUUUCCUUUACUAAUGCCAUUGUCGUGAGACAAGAGAAUUCAUUGUACGGACCAUUCGAAGCCGGAGCACCAAAUGUAGCUCAUUGGGAUUUAACAGGAUCUGCUGAAUUGGCUCAAACCUUCGUUCGUCUCACCCCUGAUGAAACAGGAAAACAAGGAAGCGUUUGGAAUACUUACCCAGUUCUGCAGCAUGAUUGGGAACUUCAUAUGCAGUUUCACAUUCAUGGCAAAAAUGUAAAACAUGGUCAAGGAAAUGGAUUGGCCAUUUGGUACACAAGAGACAUAUUACAAGGAGGUCCCGUGUUUGGCAAUAUGGAUCAUUUCAGCGGAUUGGGAAUAUUUAUUGACAAUACAGAUGAUUACCUCAGACCACACAACCACAGACAUCCUUACAUAUCGGCCAUGGUAAACAAUGGAAGCCAGCCCUAUGAACAUAAUGAAGAUGGCACUGUACACCAGGUUGGGGGUUGUCACGCCCCCACCAGAAAUCUCGAAUGGCCCACUAAAAUAGCCGUCUCAUACAUCAACUCAAUCCUCACGGUUUUCCUUGACGUAGAAGGCAAGGAACAAUGGAUUCAGUGCUUCAGAACAGAAGGAAUCUAUCUUCCUACACACUACUUUUUUGGUGUCAGUGCUGGUACAGGAGAAGCAACAUCCGAUAAUCAUGAUAUAGUGUACAUAACAGGUCUCGACAUGAAUCAACCGGAAGUGCAAUGGGAAGACAGAAGCUUCAUCAUACCAUUCGCAGAGAACGUAUUAGUACACCCAAAGCAAUCUGAAGUGAAAGAAACCGUUGAGCAAUUACAACAUGUUGAAGAGCAACAGGAAAAACUGGAAACGAAAAGGGAAGUAAAGAGAGAAGCACCCACAACUGAAAAACAGAAAGAAGCUGAUAAGACUCCGACACACAGAGCAAACAUCGUAGUGAAGGGCAUUUAUGUAAUAGGAAUAAUCAUCAUUUUUUAUGUUGGAUACACGUUAUUCAAACAGUAUAGAGCUCGCAGACAAGAGAGAAUUCAGAAAAGACUCUUUUAGUGUAGGAUAAUAAAUAUUUAAAAAAAAUAAUAAACUUUAGUUUUAUAAACUA